Messenger RNA from Amaranthus tricolor (Joseph's coat), 1077 nucleotides. RefSeq lists its product as uncharacterized. The transcript has 4 exons. NCBI's taxonomy places the organism in Eukaryota, Viridiplantae, Streptophyta, Magnoliopsida, Caryophyllales, Amaranthaceae. Bases 1 to 1077 code for a protein of 358 amino acids. The record is from RefSeq and is a predicted model, not a curated record.
AUGGUACAGAGUCUUGGACAUAAAGAUAACAUCAGAAAUCAUAUCAAUAUGGAAAUCAACAACUCUCCUCGGGGGUUUCAGCAUAAAGAAGUACCUUGGAACGAACAUGAACGUGCAAUUAAAAGAGCAUAUUGGUUGGAUUCCCUCAUGAAUGAUAGGAUUUGUAAAGAGCAGUUACGUAUGGAUCGGAGAUGUUUUGAUAAGUUAUGCGAGGUUUUAGUUACUAGAGGAGACCUAGUUACUACUAGGAAUGUGACCAAUAAAACUAUUGGUGUCGUGUUCACUCGUUCGAGAGAAACGGUAAGCCGUCAAUUCCAUACCGUGCUCAAAGCUGUGAUGAAAAUAGGCAAGUAUUAUAUCAAGCAAGUAGAUUUCAAUGUGACUUAUGAUGGAGACAACAAGUGGAAGUGGUUUGAGAAGGCACUUGGGGAACUUGAUGGGACACUUAUUAAGAUGACAGUUCCCGUCGAAGAUCGACCUAGAUAUAGAGAUAGAAAAGGAGAUAUUACUACCAAUGUACUAGCUACAUGUGAUCCAAGUCUUCGGUUCAAUUAUGUUUUGCCUGGCUGGGAGGGAUCGGCUUAUGAUCCUUGCAUUUUAGGGGACGCCCUCCGAAGACCUAAUGGUCUCAAAGUUCCUAGGAGCUUCUUGGCUCCAUAUAAAGGUACACGUUACCAUUUAAACUUGUGGAGAGGAAGUGCUCCUACAAACUACAAAGAAUUGUUCAACUUGCGUCAUUCAUCCGCACGUAAUACUAUUGAAAGAGCCUUUGGGUUAUUGAAAAAGAGGUGGGCUAUAUUGAGGAAAAGUAGCUUUUAUGAUAAGCAAACACAAGUAAGAAUCAUAAAUGCAUGCUUUGUUCUCCAUAAUUUUGUUAGAGAAGAAAAUUUGUAUGAGAAGAAUUUGUUAAAUGAGGUGGACGAUGAUUUAUCAAAUGUAGAAGCUUUUGAUACAAUGGAGGAUAAAGGGGAGGAUUUCAUUUCAACGGCACAAGCCUCACCUCAAUGGAACAACUUAAGAGAUAAAAUGUCACAAAAAAUGUUCCGAGAAUACCAAGCUCGAAUGGGGGCUACUUGA